Messenger RNA from Psammomys obesus (fat sand rat), 3364 nucleotides. RefSeq names its product NAD kinase 2, mitochondrial (gene Nadk2). Gene Ontology annotation, molecular function: NAD+ kinase activity. Bases 126 to 1475 code for a protein of 449 amino acids. Gene Ontology annotation, biological process: NADP+ biosynthetic process; NAD+ metabolic process. The record is from RefSeq and is a predicted model, not a curated record. NCBI's taxonomy places the organism in Eukaryota, Metazoa, Chordata, Mammalia, Rodentia, Muridae. Gene Ontology annotation, cellular component: mitochondrion. The transcript has 13 exons.
GCCCUCCCGGGGGCUCGCGGCCCGGGCCCGCGUCUGGGCACGCUCGUCCCCGCGCUUAACCUCUGCGCGCCCGGCUCGGUGCUGGCGGCGGGGAGCGCGAUCGUGCAGCCGCAGCCCCGCGGACCAUGACUUGCUACCGGGGCUUCCUGCUGGGCAGCUGCCGGCGCGUGGCGGGUGGCCGGGCGGCUCUGCGGGGCUCGGGGGCAGACGGCCGGCGGCCCCCGGGGCACGGGCAGCCGCGCGAGCUGGCGGGCGGUGGGAGCCCCGCCGACGGCGGCUUCCGCCCCUCGCGGGUGGUGGUGGUGUCGAAAACCACCCGCUACGAGUUCGAGCAGCAGCGGUACCGCUAUGCGGAGCUCUCGGAGGAGGAUCUGAAGCAGCUGCUUGCAUUGAAAGGCUCAAGCUACAGUGGACUACUUGAGCGACAUCAUAUUCACACCAAAAAUGUAGAACAUAUAAUUGACAGUUUGCGGGAUGAAGGAAUUGAGGUUCGUCUGGUAAAGCGGAGGGAGUAUGAUGAGGAGACUGUCCGGUGGGCAGACGCCGUCAUAGCUGCAGGAGGUGAUGGCACGAUGCUUCUGGCAGCAAGUAAAGUCCUGGACAGACUUAAACCUGUCAUUGGGGUCAACACUGAUCCAGAAAGGUCUGAAGGUCAUUUAUGCCUGCCUGUGCGAUACACACAUUCCUUCCCUGAAGCCUUACAGAAGUUCUCUCGUGGUGAGUUCAGGUGGCUGUGGAGGCAGCGUAUCAGGUUGUACCUGGAAGGGACUGGCAUAAACCCCACUCCUGUGGACCUUCAUGAACAGCAGCUGAGCUUGAGUCAGCAUAGCCGAGCCUUCAACAUCGAAAGAGUUGAUGAAAGAUCCGAGGCUUCAGGACCUCAGCUUUUGCCAGUGAGAGCACUCAAUGAAAUCUUCAUUGGGGAGAGCCUGUCUUCAAGAAUGCCUUAUUGUUGGGCUGUAGCAGUGGACAAUUUAAGAAGAAAUAUACCCAAUCUAAAGGGACUGGCUUCCUAUUAUGAGAUAUCAGUUGAUGAUGGCCCAUGGGAAAAGCAGAAGAGUUCGGGGCUCAAUUUAUGUACUGGAACAGGAUCAAAGGCCUGGUCAUUCAAUAUUAACAGGGUUGCCGCUCAGGCUGUUGAGGAUGUUUUAAAUAUUGCAAGACGACAAGGAAAUGUGACUCUUCCGUUGAACAAAGAAUUGGUAGAAAAAGUCACAAAUGAAUAUAAUGAAUCAUUGCUCUACAGUCCAGAAGAACCAAAAAUACUUUUCAGUAUUCGAGAGCCAAUAGCAAACAGAGUUUUCUCAAGCAGCCGUCAGCGUUGUUUCUCCACAAAAGUCAGUGUUCGGUCUCGAUGUUGGGAUGCCUGCAUGGUUGUGGAUGGAGGAACAUCUUUUGAGUUUAAUGAUGGAGCAAUUGCUUCAAUGAUGAUCAAUAAAGAAGAUGAGCUUCGAACUGUGAUUCUGGAACAAUGAAGAGUUUCCUUCACAACAGAUAUAAUUACUAGAAACAUUUCUCUCCAGCUAGAGAUGAACAGCCACAGACUGACCAAACAUUGGUUCUUAUUGACUGAUUACCACUAGAGUCAAAGGUGGCAGAGUGGAUCCAUGUGCUUUUCUGCUCCAUUCUGAUAGAUAAAAGCUGUUCACCAUGUGGCACACAGACGGACUAAAGGGAUUGGAAUUAUGUUGGUGAAGUUUCUACAUUAUUUACAGUUGGUAACCAAGGGUAUUGAUAUUCUUUAGAGAGACAGGUUAAAUAAAGGGUUAAAUAUUUAGGAUUUGAAACUUAACUGUACAAGUGUCGUUUUUUCUUCCUAACUCUGUGGCAUUGGCCACAUGGUCAUUUGAUUAGUGCAUUAUUUUUAUAGUUCCUAAAAUUAAAGAUUUUCAAAAAUUUUGAUGAUGGAAAAUUUUGAUAAAUCUUGAAGUUGACCUAACUAAAGUUGGUAAAUGUGUUUUAUAUUUGCUAAGAAUUUUCUAAUCCAGGAAACAAUGAUGAAAUCACUAUUGAUUGAGAAAAUGGAAUCAUUUUUUUAAAUUAUCUGUAGAUGAGCCUGACUUGUUUUGGUCAGGGUCAGUAGUGCUAGAAGAAAUGUGUCCUUUGGGACAAAUCAUGAUGCUUUGUAAAUGUAUUAAUUUUUUUCAUGACAGUUGUUGUUCAUACUUUUUUUUUUUUUUUGAAAAAUAACUUGAGUCCAAAGCCCCUUUUCUGUUUUUGGAUCUCUAUUAUGGAUGCAAGGAUUAGAAGGUUAACCAAUUAGUAGGUUCUGUUAAGAGUUCAGUAAAAGGUUCAAAAGAAACUUCCUUUAGUAUUAGGACUGCCAGCAAGAGAAUGGACUCCAGUAAGUUCCCAGCUUUGGAAUUGCCUUACUUGAGAAUUGUGGUUUUCAUUUACUGUCCUCCAAGUUUUAAACAAUAGCUUUGUAGGAUAAAACAUCAGAGCUUUUCCUUCUCCCAGUAUAAAAACCACUUUUUUUUUUUUUUUUUUGGAGGAAACCAUUUUCAUUUAAUUCUUGAUCUCCUUAAAAGUAACUAAUUUUCACAGAAAGCUCCCAUUGCUAAAUAAUGAAAUGGUAUUCUCUUGUCAUUUAUUCAGAGUUGUAUAUUUUUCACUUGUUGGUGAAAAUGUUCUUUCAUUGACAUGGUAUUUAUUGGAGACUCAUUCUGCGUCAUCUGUCACAGUAUGCCAUAGAGUGAAGUGUCAGACAUGGAAGUAGACUGUUUAUGGAACUUGAGCCUACACCUCACACAUGAAAACUGAAAGCUAGGAUGCAUGAUAGAUCGAUGCUCUAGCUUUGCCACACUCAAUAUGCUGCUCUUACCAAUUUAAAAAAAAAAUAUUCAGGGUGGUCUAGAUUUGUCUCGGUUUUGGUGUUUGUCCACAACACUUUCCCUGAGUAUCUGCAGAAGGAAGUAAGUCAGUGUUUUUGCGGAGCCAAGUCUAAUUUCUAGAUUACCUUAAUAAAAGAGAUACACUUAAGAUACGACUUUAUAUAGAAGUUAAAUUCCACACUAUAGAAAUUCCCCUGAAAGGCUUAACAUACUUUAUUAGGAAAAAAAAAAUGCCAUUCUUGUCCUUAAAAUAUCUAGGAAAGCUGGUUGAUUUACCACAGUUCUAUUAACAUGCACUAUUAACUGUUAACUAGCUGUGUAGAAUUGUUCAGAAGCAAAUUUGGAAAGAUAUUGAAAUUAUGUACUAUGUUCUGAUACAAUCUGCCUUCUGCUCUGUGGCAGGCGGGGAUUUGUCUGUAAUAGAUGAAUGGCGAAGGAUGUUGGUAUAUCAAAAAUGUCUUUUUGAAUGGGUUAAAUCUUUAUUGACCACUGUAUGCAAAUAAAAUUAAAUCAUUGUCUGUUCUUUUUUA